AUGGGGUUCAACGUGCCCGUCAUCAACCGAGAUUCGGAAUUAUUGAAACAAGAAGCGAAGAAAUGGUUGGAACAACAGGAUAAUCAGAAGAAAUGUGUUCUGGUGAUUGUAUCGAUUGCCCUACUUCUGGAUAAUAUGCUAUAUAUGGUCAUCGUUCCGAUCAUCCCAAAAUACCUUCGAGACAUUCACAACUACGCGGUCACUUUUGAAGGAUACCAUAAUGAAACACAACGUCUGGCAAAUGGAACUUAUUUGGUUCGAGAAGUCGGUGGAAGGAUUGAGUAUUUGGACGAGGAACUUGAGCUGGGAUGGCUUUUCGCUUCAAAGGCACUUCUUCAGAUCUUUGUCAACCCGUUCUCUGGAUACAUCAUCGAUCGAGUUGGAUAUGAGAUUCCAAUGAUUUUGGGAUUGUGCACCAUGUUCUUCUCAACAGCUAUUUUUGCACUUGGAAAGAGUUAUGGAGUUUUGCUUUUCGCUAGAUCUCUACAGAAUACGAACAAUUCGAUUUGGAGUCUUCCUUCUCUUUUUGUUCGUCUUCCCCCUCCCUCCAAUUUCACUAAAUUGAGAGGACACCACACCGGUCCGGGGACUACUCCAUCUCUUUUUUUGUACAUAAAUUUCGAUUCUUCUUCCCGAAUCGCAGCAGUAUACCACAAAAAAAGAAAACCGAGAAGGAAAAGGAUUUCUGAAAUGUCUCUGCGUCUCCAUCCCUUCCCAUACUAUUUCGUUAGUCAUCGUCUUCCCCUAGUCGGCUUUGGAUCCGCAUUCGCUGACACCUCUGGCCUUGCCAUGAUCGCUGAUCGAUUCACUGAAGAAAACGAGAGAUCUGCUGCGCUUGGAAUCGCUCUAGCAUUCAUUUCCUUCGGAUGUCUUGUUGCUCCACCAUUCGGAUCUGUGCUCUACUCACUUGCCGGAAAACCUGUGCCAUUUUUGAUCCUUUCAUUUGUUUGCCUUGCUGAUGCCAUCGCCGUAUUCAUGGUUAUCAAUCCGCAUAGAAGAGGAACCGAUUCGCAUGGGGAGAAAGUUCAAGGAGGGAGAACCCCAAUGUGGCGCCUCUUCAUGGAUCCAUUCAUCGCCUGCUGCUCCGGCGCUCUCAUCAUGGCCAAUGUCUCUCUGGCCUUCCUUGAACCAACCAUCACCACCUGGAUGGCCGAAGUCAUGCCAGAAACUCCAGGGUGGCUCGUCGGUGUCAUCUGGCUUCCACCCUUCUUCCCUCACGUCCUCGGAGUCUAUGUCACUGUCAAGCUCCUUAAAUCAUUCCCCGGAUACACAUGGGCCAUCGCUAUGAUCGGUUUGGCAAUGGAAGGAAUCGCCUGCUUUGCAAUCCCAUAUACCAAUUCUGUCAUGCAACUCGUCAUCCCACUCUCGUUCGUCUGUUUUGGAAUCGCUCUUAUUGAUACCUCACUUCUUCCUAUGUUGGGACACCUUGUGGAUACUCGCCACGUAUCUGUCUAUGGAUCUGUCUAUGCCAUUGCUGACAUCUCCUACUCUCUUGCCUACGCCUUCGGACCGAUUAUCGCCGGUUGGAUUGUCACUAAUUGGGGAUUCACUGCUCUUAACAUCAUUAUCUUUAUCACCAACGUUGGAUAUGCUCCAGUCUUGUUCCUUUUGAGAAAAGUUCAUUCAUAUGAUGCUCUGAGUGGAAAUGCUCCUGCUACUCAAAAUGGAGAAAUGACUCAACUAAACAAUACUCCAGGAUACAGUCAAGUCGGUGGAAAGACCGAGACUACGGUUUUCAAUGAUUCCUACCAAGGAUGGGAUGAUCAACAAUCCUACCAGAACCAAGCCACUAUUCCGAAUCAUGGAAUACCACAAACAGAAUACCCUGCUGGAUUCGACCCAUUGAAUCCGCAGUGGUAG
This is a messenger RNA of Caenorhabditis briggsae, 1860 nucleotides long. Gene Ontology annotation, molecular function: acetylcholine transmembrane transporter activity. The record is from RefSeq and is a predicted model, not a curated record. Gene Ontology annotation, cellular component: AP-1 adaptor complex; AP-2 adaptor complex; terminal bouton. Lineage: Eukaryota; Metazoa; Nematoda; Chromadorea; Rhabditida; Rhabditidae. Bases 1 to 1860 code for a protein of 619 amino acids. Gene Ontology annotation, biological process: transmembrane transport; chemical synaptic transmission. The transcript has 5 exons.